AUUUCGCUCCCAGCUUCUCAACCCUAUCCCUGCCCUUCUGCCUUCUCUCGCUGGAUUCUCUGAUGAAUAAAGGGGUCUUGAUUUCCCAAUAUCAGUGAAAACUUUAUAUAAUCUGGAGAGGAGUAUCGAGAAAUUGAGGGAAAAAAAAACCCUGGUUCAUUUUCAUCCAUUCCACGCCAUGCGUCCAUGAUCCUUCCCUGAAGACCAACUCUUACCGUCGCUGCGGAGGAGGAGGAGAUCGUCGUCGUCGUCAUGUAUAGAGACCGAGGGAUUGGUGGCUCCAAAUCGGAGGUGGGACCUGUCGCUCGGAAGCGGAUCAAUGAUGCCCUUGAUAAGCAUCUCGAGCGAUCUUCUCCCUCUACUUCCAGAACAAUCAACGGCAAGGAAUUUUCAUCGCAGUCUCUUCUCAUGGGGAAGCAACCGUCUGAUCACAAGGAUCCGCUCUCCAAAAACAAUGCCUCUGAUGAGGAAUCUGAGACAGACAGUGAAGAGUCCGAUGUUAGUGGUUCUGAUGGGGAUGACACAUCUUGGAUCUCAUGGUUUUGCAAUCUGAGAGGAAAUGAAUUCUUUUGUGAAGUUGAUGAUGAUUACAUUCAAGAUGAUUUUAAUCUCUGUGGGUUGAGCAGCCAAGUUCCUUAUUAUGAUUAUGCGCUUGAUCUGAUUUUGGAUGUUGAGUCCUCUCACGGAGAUAUGUUUACAGAGGAACAACAUGAGUUAGUAGAGUCAGCAGCAGAGAUGCUUUAUGGACUGAUUCAUGCCCGAUAUAUAUUGACAAGCAAAGGGAUGGCAGCUAUGAUGGACAAGUACAAGAAUUGUGACUUUGGGAGAUGCCCAAGAGUUUAUUGCUGUGGACAACCUUGUCUUCCAGUUGGUCAAUCAGACAUUCCUCGGUCAAGCACUGUCAAGAUAUGUUGCCCCAGAUGUGAAGAUAUAUACUACCCCCGAUCCAAAUAUCAAGGUAACAUUGAUGGAGCCUACUUUGGAACAACAUUUCCUCACCUCUUCUUGAUGACAUACGGGCACCUCAAGCCACAAAAGCCGUCACAGAGUUAUGUUCCAAGAGUAUUUGGGUUUAAAAUACACAAACCUUGACAGGGGAAGUUUUACCUUAAUGUCCAAGAGUUUUGCAAAGGUGAAAGUCGUGCAAGAUGCCAUAAAUCUGCCCUGCAUCAACUCCAAAAAGACCAGAAAAUAAUGGGGAAAAAUUCACUCUCGUAUGUUCAAGGAAGUGCCAUUAAGAUAUGCAGUCUUGUUGGACAAGUAGUCUUCAAAUAUUAGUUUGUUAAGUACCUACAGCUUCUUUUCCUUUCAGUCUGAGUUGCAAAUUUGCAACUUAGUUUUUUCCUCAGGCUUCUUUGUACGUACUUAAUUAGCAUCAGAGAUAUUGGCAGCUCUCAAACUUUCUCCAGAAAUUCUGUAAUUUUGUUAUAUUUGGCACUCUUUAUUAUACUCGUCUUUAAAGCUAAUGGGAUUUCAUGUGCGGUUUGAUA
This is a messenger RNA of Manihot esculenta (cassava), 1490 nucleotides long. Its product is annotated as casein kinase II subunit beta-1. The coding region runs from base 253 to 1092 and encodes 279 amino acids. Gene Ontology annotation, cellular component: protein kinase CK2 complex; cytoplasm. Gene Ontology annotation, molecular function: protein kinase regulator activity. The record is from RefSeq and is a predicted model, not a curated record. Lineage: Eukaryota; Viridiplantae; Streptophyta; Magnoliopsida; Malpighiales; Euphorbiaceae. The transcript has 5 exons.